Messenger RNA from Brienomyrus brachyistius, 5479 nucleotides. It is a transcript of the gene selenbp1, whose product is annotated as selenium binding protein 1. Lineage: Eukaryota; Metazoa; Chordata; Actinopteri; Osteoglossiformes; Mormyridae. The record is from RefSeq and is a predicted model, not a curated record. Bases 607 to 2025 code for a protein of 472 amino acids. The transcript has 12 exons. Gene Ontology annotation, molecular function: protein binding; selenium binding.
AAAGCACGAAACUUCCUGAUAUCGAGCACCAUGUUUUUGGUGGUUUUGCAGAUUUAAGCACGACCUCGUUCAGGCCGAUGUCACAGUAAGAGUUUUAAAGGAACUUCAUAUCUGUUACGACGAAAGAGAAAAUGGCUCGCCCAGUUUUCGUCUAUCAGACGCGGACCAAACUUUACCGUGGUUUCCUUCCUGUUCUGAAUUAUUCCUUGUUACAAUUUUAAUUUCCAACAAUAAACGAGAAAAAUAUCGUAUUUUUUUUAAGCCUACACUAGAUAUUUACCUCGUUUGUUAACGUCAGAUGUAGAAUAUAAUGACUGGUAGAGCAGUCUUUAGAAAUUUAAAACCGAAAAAUUGAGCUAAAUAUCAGAAAUAUGUUGACAUAAAGUACACUGGCGUAGUAACGGGGGGUGCAAUCUACAGACACCUGCAGCUUCAAGCAGGAUGUAAUAAGGACGGACGGGUGAAUACGUACGUUAUGCGCGUUCUGACUGCGCGCAGCCACACGCCACCCCCCGCCCCGUCACGCAGGACAUCGCUCGCAACACAAGCGAGAAGCAGGAGGGGACGGUCGCUUUAGGAAUUACCGAAAACUGUUCAUCCAGCGCAAUGGCCAAGUGUGAAGGAUGUGGACCUGGCUACAGAAGCCCCCUGGAGGCCAUGAAAGGGCCACGUGAGGAGAUUGUCUAUGUGCCCUGCGUAUACCGCAGCACUGGCAUUGAGAAGCCAGAUUAUCUGGCAACGGUGGAUGUUGAUCCGAAGUCUGCAAACUACUGCAAGGUCAUUCACCGGCUGCCCAUGCCGAACCUGAAGGAUGAACUGCAUCACUCGGGGUGGAACGCAUGCAGCAGCUGCUUUGGUGACCCCUCAAAGACACGCAACCGGCUCAUCCUGCCUGCUCUGAUCUCCUCUCGGGUCUAUGUGGUGGAUGUGGGCACCGACCCCCGUGCUCCACGGCUCCACAAGAUGGUGGAGCCCACAGAGCUGUUCUGGAAAUGCGGGCUGGCUAAUCCACACACCAGUCACUGCCUUGGCAGCGGGCAGGUCAUGAUUAGCGCCAUGGGGGAUCCCUCUGGUAAUGGGAAAGGCGGCUUUGUCCUGUUGGAUGGCAAGACAUUUGAGGUGACUGGGAACUGGGAGCUGCCAGGAGAGGCUGCCCCGUUCGGCUAUGACUUCUGGUACCAGCCCAGACACAAUGUCAUGAUGAGCACUGAGUGGGGAGCUCCCAAGGUUCUAGCCAACGGCUUUAACCCUGCAGAUGUGGGAGCAGGUCACUAUGGAAGGCACAUCCAUGUGUGGGACUGGACCACACACAAGCACCUGCAGUCUCUGGACCUGGGGGAGGAGGGGUCCAUUCCCCUGGAGAUACGCUUCCUGCACGAUCCGGCUGCCCAGGAGGGUUUCGUGGGCUGUGCGCUCAGCGGCACCAUCUUCCGCUUCUACAAAACUGGGAACGGUGACUGGGCUGCAGAGAAAGUCAUCAGCAUUCCCAGUAAGAAGGUGGAGGGAUGGGUUCUUCCACAGAUGCCCAGUCUCAUCACGGAUAUUCUGAUAUCCCUGGAUGACCGUUUCCUCUACUUGAGCAACUGGGUGCAUGGAGACAUCCGGCAAUAUGACAUCACUGACACCAGGAAUCCACGUUUGGUUGGCCAAGUCUUUCUGGGAGGCAGCAUCUUAAAUGAUGGCUCCGUCAAGGUUGUGGAGGACCAGGAGCUAGAGAGCCAGCCAGCCCCUUGCGUCAUAAAGGGGAAGAGAGUUCCUGGAAGCCCACAGAUGCUGCAGCUGAGCCUGGAUGGGAAGAGACUGUAUGUCACUACCUCACUCUUCAGCAGCUGGGACAAGCAGUUUUACCCUGACCUCAUCAAGGAGGGUUCGGUGAUGAUGCAGGUCGACGUGGACACUGUGAGCGGCGGCCUCACUGUCAAUCGGUCCUUCCUGGUUGAUUUUGGAAAAGAACCAGAUGGACCGGCGCUGGCCCACGAAGUGCGGUACCCUGGUGGGGACUGCACCUCCGACAUCUGGUUGUAACGGAAAGGGGUGGAGCUUUACAUGUUUUGAACCAUUCUAAGGACACGCUGACAUUAUUAUUAUUAUUAUUGCUGCCAGACUAGUAAUAGACAUGCCCUACAUAUAGGCUGUGACUCUAAAGAUCUUCAGUCUAUUUCUGUUGCUAGAUAAUAUGAGAUUUCACUGUUUUAACAAUACAAACUUUUUAUGACACACUGAAGCUGUAUGUUGAUGAAUUUCUGAAGCACUUGUACUUUUUCCAUAUAAAAAAUGUAAUGUUAACCUUUUUGCAAAUUAAUGAGUAACUGUAUGACUGAUAAAUGCUGAGUAAUCGGAAGGUCGCCAGUUCAUAUCCCAGGGUCAGCAGAAUGAUGUCACUGUUGGGCCCCUGAGUGAGGCCCUUAACUCCCAACUGCUCCAGGGACUGACUACGCCUGCUUUCUCAACUGUACUUUACUUUGGAUACAAGCUGAAUUUUGGUAUGAAGAUGCUUUAAUUAAAUUGUGGUUUGCAUGGAGACUGGCCUGGGGGAGAUUAUCAUAAUACUGUUUAGUCGUUUUAAGAAUAUAAUAUUAAGUAUAAUAUUUUUUGCCGUUAAGGGGAACGUUUCAGAGGGGUGUGCCUAUUAUGGUAACUGGAGGGUGACAUCUGAUGAAGAGCCAUUUGUGGGAGUGGGCAUGUCUGAGCUUAUUUACACAUCUCUAUAUCAGUGCUUAUAUUCUUGUAAAUAAUCCUUUUUCAGAGGGAAUAUAAACACUCUGAUCCAUUGGUCUGAUGCAAUCAAAAGUGUUGAGGAACUAUGGUUAUUUAAAUGUCUGACUCUGUGUACCAGGUACAAUUUUAAUAGAUGCUUUUAUCCAGAGUGACAGAUUAUUCUCAGGGUUUUAUGAUUUUUACUCAUUUCUCAGCUAGUUAUGUGGAGUCAGUAUAAUUUAUGAUUCAACUAUAAUGACAAACAGUAUACUUCAUCAAUCUGUCUCCAGCUUUGUCUUAUUGCAGUUGCCAGGUCAGCUUUGCAGGUUGGAGCCUUGUCGUGGACCAUUUUCUUUAAUUUCCACCACAGAUUCUCAAUUGGAUUAAGGUCCGGACUAUUUGCAGGCCAUGCCAUUGACAUUAUAUGUCUUUCCUGUAGGAAUGUUUUCACAGAAUUUGCCCUAUGGCACGAUGCAUUAUCAUCCUGAAAAAUUAUGCUACCAUCACCAAACAUUCUUUCAAUUGAUGGAAUAAGAAGUGUCCAAAAUCUCAACAUAAACUUGUGCAUUUAUAGAAGAUGUAAUGACUGUCUUGUCUCCCAUACCUUUAAGAACGUAAGAACAUAUGAACUAUACAAACGAGAGGAGGCCAUUCGGCCCAUCAAGCUCGCUUGGGGAGAACUAAACUAAUAGCUCAGAGUCAUUAAAAUCUUAUCUAGCUCUGAUUUAAAGGAACCCAAGGAUUCAGCUUGCACUACAUUAUCAGGAAGGCUAUUCCAUACUCUGACUACGUGCUGUGUAAAGAAGUGCUUCCUUAAAUCCAGCUUGAAAUGUUCUCCCGCUAAUUUCCACCUAUGGCCACGAGUUCGUGUAUUUAAACUAAUGCUGAAGUAACUAUUUGGUUGAACAGCAUCCAAACCUGUUAGAAUCUUAUAUACCUGGAUCAUGUCCCCCCUCAGUCUUCUUUGCUUGAGACUGAACAGAUUUAGUUCCUCGUAUGACAUUCCUCUAAGACCAGGAAUAAUUUUUGUGGCCCUAUGCUGCACCUUUUCUAAGGCCACAAUGUCCUUUUUAAGAUAUGGUGACCAAACCUGCACACAAUAUUCUAGGUGAGGUCUCACCAAGGAAUUGUAUAAUCUUAGCAUUACCUCCCUUGACUUAAACUCCACACACCUGGAGAUAUACCCCAACAUCCUAUUGCUUUUUUAUUGCUUCCCCACACUGGCGAAAAUGGGACAUGGAAGCAUCAACAUACACACCAAGGUCUUUCUCAUGAUCAGCUACCUUUAUUUCAGUGACACCCAUGAAAUACCUGUACUUUAUAUUUUUGCUCCCUAGAUGGAGUACCUUACAUUUAUCGACGUUAAAUUUCAUCUGCCAGGUAUCGGCCCAGUCACUAAUUAAAUCAAGAUCCCGCUGUAGCUGCUGAGCCGCUAAUUCAGUAUCUGCUACACCACCCACCUUGGUGUCAUCUGCAAAUUUCACCAGUUUACUGUAUAUUGGUAUCCAUAUCAUUUAUGUAAAUUAGGAACAAUAGUGGUCCUAAAAUCAAACCCUGCGGUACCCCACUAUGAACGCAAGCCCACUGUGACAUUGUGCCUCUUAUAACUACUCGCUGUUUCCUAUCUGUUAACCAGUUAUCAAUCCAGGUCGCUACGGUACCUAAAAUACCUGUCGCUUUGAGUUUAAGUAGGAGCCUCUUGUGGGGGACAACAUCAAAAGCCUUUUGUAAAUGUAAGUAGAUGACAUCAUAGGCCUUCUUAUCAUCAACUUCCUGAGUAGCUUCCUCAAAAAACUCCAACAGAUUUGUUAAACAGGAUCUACCUCUCCUAAAUCCAUGCUGGCUAUCCCGCAAAAUUUACCUGACAUACAACCCCAUAUCAUUAAUGAUUGUGGAAAUUUGCAUGUUUCCUUCAGGCAGUUGUCUUUAUAAAUUUCAUUGGAACGGCACCAAACAAAAGUUCCAGCAUCAUCACCCUGCCCAAUGCAGAUUCGUGAUUCAUUACUGAAUAUAACUCUCAUCCAGACAUCCGCAGUCCAAGAUUGUCUUUCUUUAGACCACUGAAACCUUGUUUUUUUUCUGUUUAGAUGUUAAUGAUGGUUUUCGUUUGGCUUUUCUGUAUGUAAAUCUCAUUUCUUUUAGGCGAUUUCUUACUGUCCAGUCGCAGACAUGGACUCCACUUUCUGCCCAAUUGUUCUUCAUUUGUUUUGUUGUGCAUUUUGUUUUCAAGGCAUAUUGCUUUAAGUUUUCUGUCUUGGCGCUUUCAUGUCUUUCUUGGUCUACCAGUACGCUUCCCUUUUACAACCAUUCCAUUUGAUUUGUACUUGGUCCAGAUUUUAGACACAGCUGACUGGGAACAACUAACAUCUUUUGCAACAUUCCGUGAAGAUUUACCUUCUUCAAGAAGUUUGAUAAUCCUCUCCUUUGUUCCAACUGACAUCUCUCGUGUUGGAGCCAUGAGUUAUGUCAAUUAUCUUGGUUCGACACAUCACUAAUGUGUGCAAGCACUCUUUUUUUUUAACUGCAGACUAAUUAGCAGUUGUAAUCAGAUACAGGUGUUUGUUUUAGAAAUGCAAAGUGCAUGGUGAUUCCAUAUAAUAUUCCUCAGAUUUGUGAUUCCAUAUUUUUUUCCUCUGUUUGAUCUUUAAAACAGUUGUCAUUGACUAAAGUUAUCUUUUUUUAAGUGUUUUAUACAGCCAGAAGUUUGGAUUGUUGAGUAAAAAUAGUUUUGUGGCAUGUAUGCCAUUGUUUUUUUUCCUACACAAUUAAACAUUUGAAUGAA